AUGGAGCAACGCCAAGCCAAAAUAACGACAAAGCCCCACGAAAGACGAAGGCGGCACAGAGUUAUUAACUCAUGUUUAGAAUGUCGAAGGCGAAAGUUGAAGUGUGAUAAAGGGGAAGUAUGUGUGAAUUGCCGGACUCAUGGCCGCCAAUGUAUUUACAUUUCAACAGCAGCUGGAGACUCUCACCUUCGUCAAAAGCUUGCUCAGGUGAAAGAUGCCAGAGACUCACUUGACAAGGUUUUGCUUAGCACCACUGCUGAGGGAGCUGCAAAAGAGCAGCAAUCUCGCCGAGACCAGCUUUUGCAAAACUCCAAUACGCCAAUUGCAAGUGUCGAAGGAGAACUCGAUGGCAAUGGGGCCGGCAAUUCGGACGACGAGAGUUUUCUGGAACCCACACCACUCGCUAUUCCAGACGCAGCCUACGCCGCUAAUGAAAGCGAUGAAUUUGAUGACCUCGGAUUCCUUUUAGGCCGGAUGAGGCUGGGGGAUAGAGUUGGUGGAUUGUAUCGUCCAAGAAUUGGAGAUGAGAUUGGCCAAUCGCUUCACAAUCAGUCACCUCGAAGCAAAGCGGCUUUGAAAACAACAAAACAACAAAUAAAUUCGGCAGCGUCCUCAAGCCGCAAUUCCUUGGAGCCGCCGGAUGUAUUUGCCGUCCCCUCAAUGGCUGUAAUACUCGGUGCAACUCCAUCAGAUGGCGAAUGGAUAGCAUUACUCCCCUCAAGAACAGUCUCUGACAGACUACUUGAACAUUACUGGUUUUCAGUUCAUCCAGUCGCGCGGACACUACAUAGACCUACUUUUGCGCAACGUUAUGAGACGCUUUGGGAAUUGAUGGAUGCUCGAGCAGAUAUCUCCGCCUCUCUCGGUGCUAUCGUAUUGGCUGUCCUGUUUUCUGCCGUCGUAAGUAUGGAUUCAGAGGAUGUUUCCAUCCGCAUUUCCUCUUCUAAACAAGAACUAUGCAGCCGACUACAACUAGGAGUCGAGCUAGCACUCAGUCAAGCUAAUCUGCUGCGAUCAAACAAGAUGGAAACCCUUCAAGCUUUUGUAACAUACCUGCUUCCAACUUGUCUUGACAUAUCCCGUGCCCAUUCUGCAUUGGUUGGCUUAGCAAUUCGCUUGGCCGAAUGUAUGGGGUAUCAUAGAGAUCCUUCUGAAUAUGGGUUUUCUCCCUCUGAGUGUCAGGUGAGGCGGCUGAUCUGGUAUCAAAUAUGCUAUCUGGACUUGAAGACAAGCGACACACAGGGACCUCGGCCCUUUGUUCAAUCAAAUGGGUAUUCAACGAAGCUCCCUCUUGAGAUAAAUCCCCGUGCAGCUUCGUCUUCUCCAACUCCUGGUCCAGUGACAAGAUGGAGCGAAUUGGUCUUUUCUGCAAUAAGAUUCGAGUGCCAGGAAAUGCAACGCUCUUGUUUAGUCAUGAGAAAGCGCAUCGAUCUCAAGAAAUUAAGUCUUAUAGAAGUCAUCUCGAAGAUCGAACGGUUCAAUAACGAGAUGCACGAAAAAUAUGAUUCAGCCCUAAAUGAAGAACCUCAACAACCAUUGCAACACGCGGCACGAGUGGUAAUGAAACUAUUCAUCAGUCUUCUCUAUCUCGCACCUCUACAUCGGUAUAUGAAUAGUGUCACAUACAGCAUGCCUGACCGGUUGCGCCAAAUCGUCCUAGUAAAAGGCACUGAAGCACUCGAAGCUGCUCUAGAAUUGGAGACAGCGCAUGAUCUUCGUCCAUGGGCUUGGUAUAGUCGUGCAUAUCAGCAGUAUCACACGGCACUGCUGUUAUUAUUCGAGGUCUUCACAUUCCCACUACGAAGAGAAGCAGAUCGCAUCUGGAGGUGUCUUGACUUCAUCUUUGCCGGCCCGCUGGCAAAUUUCACAGAUCUGCCCGCCCUAGGAAACCCUCCAAAAUAUCAUGAAGUUCUAACUCUAAGAGAAGCCAAGGGACGAUAUCUUUUAUGUGCUAUUAGCACAGGGAUGCAGGAAUACAGCAGCCGGAGAGGUUUAAGGUCACCUGUGACAAUGACAGAUUCUAUGAUUCUUGUUUCACCGCGAAAAGCUGGUGAGGAUUCUGAUCCCAGUCGACCCCUCAAUUUCGCACAUGGAAUGCCAGCAGAUAUCCUACCACGUGUGGCAUCCCAGUUUAAUACAAGAGAUAUUGCUUCCGAAUCCAAUCCUUUUAACGUCGAAGUUUCAUUGGAACAACACGAAGAUGGUACGAUCAACAAUAAAGAUAUACCACAAUUCCUAUGGGCACCAGCCCUGGACACACCUAUUACACUGCACGCCGGUCACCAGGUUACUUCUGACUUUAGUCAUGUUGAUACUUCAAUUCCCGGACCUGGUUACCUACAUCAUACCACAGUGGGAUCGCAAACUACUUCUACUUCAGCAUAUUCUCAGCCAGGCUACAUCGUAGGCCCCGGGCAGGAAAUGCUUGAUAUCGAUUGGGGAUUGUGGGAUACAAUGUUCCCUCCAGGGGUUUUCGAUGGAAAUCUCGAUCUGUCUGAUGUCGAUAUGGAAGGAUAUGCUGUUGUUUGA
Messenger RNA from Talaromyces proteolyticus, 2529 nucleotides. RefSeq lists its product as uncharacterized. Gene Ontology annotation, molecular function: DNA-binding transcription factor activity, RNA polymerase II-specific; DNA binding; zinc ion binding. The transcript has 5 exons. NCBI's taxonomy places the organism in Eukaryota, Fungi, Ascomycota, Eurotiomycetes, Eurotiales, Trichocomaceae. Gene Ontology annotation, biological process: DNA-templated transcription; regulation of DNA-templated transcription. The record is from RefSeq and is a predicted model, not a curated record. The coding region runs from base 1 to 2529 and encodes 842 amino acids.